This is a messenger RNA of Phragmites australis (common reed), 1371 nucleotides long. RefSeq names its product transcription factor RAX3-like. The transcript is spliced from 3 exons. Bases 326 to 1273 code for a protein of 315 amino acids. The record is from RefSeq and is a predicted model, not a curated record. Lineage: Eukaryota; Viridiplantae; Streptophyta; Magnoliopsida; Poales; Poaceae.
AUGGUGCACAAGGGCCAGGUUCAGGGAAAGGCUCGCGGCAACUGCUGAUGGCUUGCAUGAUGGAGAUUCUAAUCCAAGGGAAACAACAAUUAGAAAGAGAGCAACGCAGAUCACACCACCAGAUAAACAGUAUUUUAUUACUAUCACGCAGCCACCUUUUUCCACGCCAAUAAUACACCUCGUCUCUCGUUCAACCCUUUUCAGCACAUGAACACACCGCCCAGACCGUCAUCAUGACUAACCAAGUUUAGGCCCUAAUCAACACUUCUUUCACCCCUCACGAGAGAGCCCCGAGCCCCCGACCAAGGGGAGCAAGGAAGACGCCAUGGGGAGAGCUCCGUGCUGCGACAAGGCUAGCGUGAAGAAGGGCCCGUGGUCGCCAGAGGAGGACGCCAAGCUCAAGUCCUACAUCGAGCAGAACGGCACCGGCGGCAACUGGAUAGCCCUGCCGCAGAAGAUAGGUCUGAAGAGGUGCGGCAAGAGCUGCCGCCUCCGGUGGCUGAACUACCUCCGGCCAAACAUCAAGCACGGCGGGUUCUCGGAGGAGGAGGACAGGAUAAUACUUCGCCUCUACAUCAGCAUAGGCAGCAGGUGGUCGAUAAUAGCGGCGCAACUGCCGGGAAGGACGGAUAAUGACAUAAAGAACUACUGGAACACAAGGCUCAAGAAGAAGCUCUUCGGCAAGCAGUCCCGCAAGGAUCAGAGGCCGCAACAGCAGUUCAUGCGUCAGGCGACCGCAAGCGAUGGGAUGAAGCAAGAGGCGAGCACAGAUGCAAACGGAAGCGAUGGCAUGGCGACCGCCACUUAUAGUUGGCAGCACCAAGCCAUGGCCGUGCCGGUGCAACCAAUUCCAGGUCCGAUGAUGCAAGGCAGCCGCAUAGGGGAAGAGGUUGAUGGAUCAAUCCGGAAGCUACUGUACAAGCUAGGGGCAAGUCCUUUCGCAACCCUCCCGGCUCAACUGUGCGUUGCUCCACCAAUGUACGAGGGAAGUCCAAGCUUCAUGGCGCCAUCGUGCCCAGUGGACACCACCUCGCUUAACGAAGGCGGGGUGCAGUGUUCAAGCGUGCUCGCUGCCCUGGAGCUGGACCAGAGCUUCCAUAUCAAUCAGGUUAAGCUGGAUGGCCUAGGUUGCUUCUUUGGCACUGGUGAUCAGAGCAUGAGGUGGAGUGAGGUGAGUCCAUUGGUUUGCCCUAAAAAUACUGUGGCUUCCAGGUCCCAAGAGAUGCAGCAGUACUGUCUUGUUGACGAACCGCCGAACCUUGGGAUGAAAUAGCCACCGGUUUGUGUUUUCAUGUACACGCAUGGUUGUGGUGUAAAUUUGUACUAAGCAUUCAUUGGGAAUGAUGAAAGAUGAGAGGUUCCUUGAAUUAA